Sesamum indicum (sesame) is the source of this 3444-nucleotide messenger RNA. RefSeq lists its product as uncharacterized. The record is from RefSeq and is a predicted model, not a curated record. Gene Ontology annotation, cellular component: peroxisome. Gene Ontology annotation, biological process: regulation of gene expression. NCBI's taxonomy places the organism in Eukaryota, Viridiplantae, Streptophyta, Magnoliopsida, Lamiales, Pedaliaceae. Gene Ontology annotation, molecular function: RNA nuclease activity.
UAUCUAUACUAUAUAAAUAAGCAAAAUAACACAACUGCUCCACUAACCCCCAAACCCAAACCAUAAAUCCCCUUUUUCCAAUGCUAUCCUGCGCCUUUUCCGGCCACCGCAAACCCAACCUCGCUCCAACUGCUACUCACGAGUUGAUUAUUGCAUAGUCAGUCAAUGAAUUCUAAUCUGGCUGGGGUGAUGGGGGGAGGCGGGCCGCAGUCUCAGCAAGUACCGGAGGCCGCCGAGGAGCAGUACGUCAGGGCGAAGACAUCGGUGUGGUGGGACAUCGAGAACUGUCACGUGCCGAAAACGUGCGAUCCCCACACCAUUGCGCAGAAUAUUAGCUCCGCCUUAAUCAAGAUGAAUUACUGUGGCCCCGUUUCCAUCUCCGCGUACGGUGACACCACUAGGAUCUCUGCCGCCGUUCAGCACGCGCUUAACAGCACCGGCGUCGCCCUUAAUCACGUCCCUGCUGGUGUGAAAGAUGCCAGUGACAAGAAGAUUCUGGUGGACAUGUUGUUUUGGGCGGUUGACAAUCCUGCCCCUGCCAAUUAUUUAUUGAUAUCUGGAGACCGAGAUUUCUCAAAUGCUCUCCACCAACUGCGCAUGCGUCGAUAUAAUAUUCUUCUAGCACAACCGCAAAAAGCUUCUGCACCACUUCUUGCUGCUGCAAAGAGUGUGUGGCUGUGGACAAGUCUAUCAGCUGGAGGGCCACCACUUACAAAUGUUGAGUAUACCCAGUUUGCAAAUAAUGGUUAUGGGUAUUCUUCAGGCACUGACUCACAGGUUACAGAAUCCAUUCACACAACCCAACCUGUGGAUUCUUUUCAUGAAAGUUUCCAUUUGGGAAAUCAGAAAUUUUCAAAUAUGGGGAGAGGAACUGACCUAAAAUAUAAGGGGAAACAAACCCGUAGAAAUUUCACUCAGCCUAGCAUGCCAAGAACCUCAAACGCCAUGGUUGGAUCUGAAGAAGAUUAUAACAAUGGCAACUUCCGUCCACCGGCAUAUGGAUACCCUAAGCCAUUCAAUGAUCCCCAGGAAUUAACUAGUAAUUAUAACCCAAAAGUUGCAACUACUGGAUCAGGAUUCACUUAUGCUCCUGGUAAUAUUGAUUCUACGUGGACCAAUACUAGUCACCCUCAUGGCUCUCAUCACAUUCACUAUUCUCAGUCAGUAAGGGCAAAUGGUCACUCUGUUGAACCAACAUUGCUGCCAGUUAGUUCUUCAUCAACCAAUCAGCUUUGGCGUCCUCCUGCUGUAAUGCCUCAUAGGCCUGAUUCUCCCAACUUUACCUCAGGUCCUUCAACAUAUGUACCUGAUAUUGGCAAUUUAAAUAUUUCUGAGUACCCCAGACAAGAUCGCAGCUCUCCUGCUCCCCAACCACGAAAUGGAGGAGAGAAAAGGCAAAACUCUAUUGAGUCUUCAAAUCGCGUUAGCUUUAGCAUUCCCCAAAAAGGAUAUAAUGCACAAAAGAAACCCUUUUAUCAAGAAGCACAGACCAGCAGAUUCUUCCAUGGUAGUCAAGAGAUUCCACCACAAUUGUCUUCUGCAGUUGGAACUGCCACCAUUGCUGUUAAUAGCGUGUCUGCAACACCAGGAUGUCCGAAACCUCCUGAAUAUGUACAAGGUCUUAUUGGGAUCAUUCUACUUGCUCUCAACACCCUUAAAAAUGAGAAGAUUGUGCCUACUGAGGAAAAUAUUACUGAUUGCAUUAAAUAUGGGGAUCCCAGGCAUCGUAGUACUGAUGUUAAGAAAGCUUUAGCAUAUGCUGUUGAACAGCAGUUGGUAGUACAGCAGCAGUUAGGUAACCUGCAGAUGUAUGUUGGGAAAAAUGAGAAACUGUGGCAGUGCGUGAACCCCUUGGCUGGUAAUAUAAAGCAGUACUCAAAAUCGACAUGGGAUGAAAUCCAGAGAUUUCUUUCAUCCUCUGCUGGACGAUCUGCAAUACUGGAUACUCAAUGCAGGUAUGAGGCAGCUACAAUUGUGAAAAAGAUGUGCUUAAAAGAGAUUUCUUUGGGUGAAAUUCUCCAGAUUUUACACAUGGUAAUUAACAUGAAAAAGUGGAUUAUCUGUAAUUAUCAGUCAGGAUGGCAACCAAUUAAGGUUACAAUUGCAGAGAUCAACCCUGAUCCAGGGUUGGCUGCUGCUACUUAAGCUCAUAAAAAAUCAUUUUAUGGGAGGAGAGAGGGGUAGAAGUUUGUGAUAUUUUGCUGCAUGCGAUGUGAAUUGGUUUGCAUCAGGGAUUGGUUAUAUAUGCCCCACUCUUCCCUUUGAAUUAUAGGCUGCAGAGUAAGCAGCCUGGGAUGAUAAAGUCGUAGGUAUUUUAGUUUCUUGUUGUAGUUCUCCUUUAAGAAAACUUUGAUAAGCCGAGAGAUUAAUUGGGGUUCGAUAAGCCGCCCAGACUGUAUAUUUGUUAGUUACCUGUUAGUGUGAUCUUCUAUAUACGGCGUAUACACCUUUUAUGAGGAAUGCAUUCGAUGAGUAGUCAGAUAUGCCGGGUAUAGCGUGGAAUAUUGAAAUUGGUUUCCAGUGGCAAUUUCUAGAUAAAUAUUUUAGAAGCAUUUGGGGUGAGUAUAGUUGCUUUUCUCAGUUUGACAUCUGAAUUUCUGAUAGAGAGCGUGAUGAUUAAAAUUUUCGCGAAAGUAUGUUGGGAACAUACUUAAUUGCCUAUGGAUCUUCGUGACACUAUUAUUGAAGAAAACCUGAGGGGAUAACUUUAUGCGCUGUUCCGCAAGAUAAUAUAUACAUGUUCAUCUUGUUUGGCUUGGAGCUCACAGAUUUAGGAAUCGUGAGGGAUUGAAAACUGUGUCAAGGUCUGGGAUGAAGAGAGCUCUGGUAAAUUCGUCACUUGAAUUAAGAUGUGGUUUACAAAAACUGGAAAUGGAUGACUGCAGUAACCCAGUGGACAGGUCGAACCUUGAAUAGAAAGAGAAGAAUUUAGUAUCAACCAAGCCAGACACAGCAAAAUAUUAUCUAGAACAUUCUAGUAUUAUGCCACUUUGUUCAACUUGGAAAAUUUUUCUGGCUGUGAUCUGUUCUGCACGGUGAAUCACAAAUUUAUCUGGCUUGGAUCUGUUUUUUCAUUAUGAGACUACGAAGGGGCUUCAAGAUCAAGCACUUUGUGUCUUUUCUGCACUGUUCAGAUAGUUCCGAUCUAUGUUGCUAUCAUGGAAUGAAACGAGAUGAUGGAUCAGGUAAACUUGAAAUUCUAAUUCUAGUUAUAUGUAAAUGAAGAUGAGUGUAUUCAGCUAUAAUAUUUUAUGCUUUCUCUUGACGACUCAUUAGACUAUGUAGCUAAGAUUCUAACCUUUGAGAUGCUCAUGUUGAGCGGAACUCUAUUUGUUAAAGUUCCAUGUUGCAAUCUAGUUUUAAAGGUUAAUACCAGUGCUAUUGCUUUUGCCUACGGCAACUCCUUUUGUGUUCGAACAUCAAUAUUAAACUGAUUGAAAUUAA